GGGAAGUCUUCUGAAGCGCGACGCAAGGCGCGCAUGCUGCUUACCUUCACACCUCCUGCUCCUCACGUCUGCUCGUCUGAACACCGCAGCCCGCCCGAGCCUGACCUCGGAUCCCGUACUCGCAUCGCAACGCUGCCAGCAUGUCGCUGCCCACCUCAGCCCUCGCCAGCGUGCGCCGCGCCGGCCUGCGCCGCGCCAGCCUCUUCGCCGUGCCGCCACGCUCGCGAGCUGCGUCCAGCGCAGCACCGACACCUUCGCCCAACCCGGCGCCGGGGCCGCCGCGUCCCAACGCACCCUUUGUCAUUUUCGACCGCGCAGCCAAGGCCACACAGCGCAGCCGCGCCGCGCUGCGGCGGCCUGUCGACGCCCAGGGGCAGCCGACCGGCGCGGCGGGCGAGGCUUCACGCGAGACGGACUAUGUCAAGCGCCUGGUGGCUGAGAGUGUGGCCGAGCGCGUGCUGGACAUCAAAAAGGACCUACCGGUGAUCGUCGAGCUCGGCGCCGGUGCGGGCUUCCUGCGGCACUACCUCGAUCCUGAGGCAAGCGGCUGCAAGAAGAUCAUCAUGUGCGACCCGAGCCGGGAAGCGCUGCAUCGCGACGAGCAUCUGGAUGCCGACGGCAAGUUCGAGAUUGAGCGCCGCAUCGUCGACGAGGAGAAUCUGCCGUUCGAGGAGAACAGCCUGGACUGCAUCGUGUCGAUCGGCGCGCUGCAUUGGACGAACGACCUGCCCGGUGCGCUCGUGCAGAUCCAGCGGGCACUGAAGCCCGACGGCGUCUUUAUCGGCGCACUGCACGGCGGCGACACGCUCUUCGAGCUGCGAACCAGCCUGCAGCUGGCUGAGCAGGAGCGCGAGGGCGGCAUCUCGCCUCGCAUUUCGCCCAUGACCGACACACGCGACAUGUCCAAUCUGUUGUCCCGCGCCGGCUUUGCCAUUCCAACCGUCGACACAGACGAGGUCGAGAUCCAGUACCCGAGCAUCUUCGAGCUCAUGCACGACCUGCGCGACAUGGGCGAGAGCAACGCCGUCAUCAACCGGCGCGGCACGCUGCAGCGCGACACGCUCAUUGCCGCCAGCGCCAUCUACCAGGCGAUGCACGGCUCUGAGGACGGCACUGUCCCCGCGACGUUCGCGACGAUCUACUGCAUCGGAUGGAAGCCGGCGGCCUCGCAGAUGAAGCCGCUGAAGCGCGGCAGCGCGUCUCACAGCAUGAAGGACGCCCUUGCCGCCGACAGCCAGCAGGAGGUCGGCAAAGACGAGCGCGACUCGGGCGACGGCAAGCGGUAGUGGACGUCAAAUGCAUGCAUCGCAAAGGAUAGUGUACAGGCGCUGCCAUGUGCGGCAGGCGCAGAGCAGCAGAUCACAGGUAGAAGCUGCGCCGAGAGACGCCCAUGCGCGGCUUCCACUCAAACUCGAGACCCUUGUCCUCUUCCGCAGCGCGUCCCGUCUCUGGCUUGCGCUUGCGCAUGCCCGUGGCGCUCUGCGCGGCCGCAGCUCCACUUCCCUCGGCAGCCUCGUCCAGCUCCUCCUGGGCCUGCUCCUCGUCCUUGGUCUCUUCCGGCACGCCAUCGAAGUUGACCUGCCCGUCCCACACACCGGCGCCCUUCGGCAGGCCUUCUUUCAGGCUGCGCAGCUUGAUGGUGAAGCGCGGCCCGAUCUCCUGCAGCGCCGUCUUGUCCGUGCUCUUGAAC
Molecule: messenger RNA, 1690 nt
Organism: Tilletiopsis washingtonensis
Lineage: Eukaryota; Fungi; Basidiomycota; Exobasidiomycetes; Entylomatales
Product: S-adenosyl-L-methionine-dependent methyltransferase
Exons: 8
Coding region: 141-1286 (381 amino acids)
Biological process (GO): mitochondrial respiratory chain complex I assembly
Cellular component (GO): mitochondrion
Molecular function (GO): S-adenosylmethionine-dependent methyltransferase activity
Source: RefSeq, a predicted model, not a curated record